AUGAAGGGUAAGGAUAGUAAUAUUUUUUGUUGGAUUUUAUUAAUUUCCUUUCUAUAUUUAAAAAAUGUAAUAUUAUGUAAACAGAAUAUUCUUAAGUUGUCAUAUCAAAUAAAUUCCUUCAAUUGUGAUGACAAAAAAAAAGAGUGGAAUAAUAUAGGAUCCUUUAUUUUAAACAGCAGCGAAAUAUAUGAUAUAUCAAAUUCAUAUGUUGAAGAAAAAAGAAAAUUUCUUGAAAAAAUGAAAAAUGUAUCAUUACAAUUUGAUUAUGUUUUAUUUCAAUUAUGUUAUAAUGAAAAUAAAUGUUUAGAAACAUAUGUGAAUAAAGAAAAAAUAAAAAAUAUAAAUAAUUUUGUAUUCUUAUUAGGUUUAGAUAAUAAUUAUAUACCUUUUGUAUUAAAUUAUAAAAUGAUAUCUGAUCAUAAUUAUCAAGAUGAAGACAAUCAAAAUAUAAAUAAAUAUAAUAAUGAAAAAAUAUUUUCAAAUCUUUUUAUUAUUAAAUUUCCAACACUAUCAAUACCAAUAAAUAUAAAUAAUAUAACAACAGAAGAUAUUCAUAUGAAACCAAAAACACAACAAAAUGAAAAAAUUAAUGAUCAGAAUAAACCAAAAUCAUUCUUACGUAAAUAUUGGUUUGUUAUACUUAUAUUUUUCUUAUCCUUUUCAUUUUCAAAACAUUUGACAGAAAAUGAAGCACAGCCACCUGCCAACACAUCAAGAUGA
Messenger RNA from Plasmodium adleri (nom. inval.), 720 nucleotides. RefSeq names its product conserved Plasmodium protein, unknown function. The coding region runs from base 1 to 720 and encodes 239 amino acids. The record is from RefSeq and is a predicted model, not a curated record. The transcript has a single exon. Lineage: Eukaryota; Apicomplexa; Aconoidasida; Haemosporida; Plasmodiidae.